AUGAAGAGCAUCCUGAUAAGUUCCCUAUUGGGAUUCAUCUAUGUAUCCCUGGUACAGGCAGAUGUCCUGGUACAGCCAGACUUUGAUGCCAAGCAGUUUUCAGGCUUGUGGUAUGUUGUUUCCAUGGUGUCAGAUUGCAAGGUUUUCCUUGGCAAGAAAGAACAUUUAUUGAUGUCAACAAUAUUAAUAAAUGCUAUGGAAGGUGGCAACCUCAGUGCCCACAUGGCCAUCCCUGGUACUGAAGGCUGUAAGACAAUGGAGGCAGAGUAUUUGAAGAUUGGAUCAGAAGGCCACUUCAAAGUACCUGCCAGUGGCUACCUGGAUGUGCGUGUGGAGGAGACUGAUUACAAAUCCUAUGGCAUCCUGUACAUCUACAAGGAGCUAGAAGGAGUACUCAGCACCAUGGUGCAGCUAUUCAGUCGGACCCAGAAUGUGAGCCCCAAGGCUCUGAGGGCAUUCCAGGAUUUCUACCCUGUUGUGGGACUUGAGGAUGACAUGAUGUAUCUGCUCCCCAAGUCAGAUGCUUGUUCCCAGGAAGACAUUGAGGGAAAAGCCUAGAGAAGUCUUCUUCAGUCACCACCAGUCAAAAAUGGAACCCUAUGGAGUUGCAGAUCUUGGAGCACUUCUUGGAGACUCCUAUGAGGCGGGGUGGGGUGGGGGUGUCCUUUGUAUUCCUUUCCUGUGGCUUUGCUUUGGGAUUCUUCCUGGAAUUUUCCCUUCUGUAUUGAA
Gracilinanus agilis (Agile Gracile Mouse Opossum) is the source of this 729-nucleotide messenger RNA. Its product is annotated as lipocalin-15-like. The record is from RefSeq and is a predicted model, not a curated record. Bases 1 to 558 code for a protein of 185 amino acids. Gene Ontology annotation, molecular function: small molecule binding. The transcript has 7 exons. NCBI's taxonomy places the organism in Eukaryota, Metazoa, Chordata, Mammalia, Didelphimorphia, Didelphidae.